Daucus carota subsp. sativus is the source of this 1347-nucleotide messenger RNA. Its product is annotated as probable inactive heme oxygenase 2, chloroplastic. The record is from RefSeq and is a predicted model, not a curated record. Gene Ontology annotation, molecular function: heme oxygenase (decyclizing) activity. The coding region runs from base 29 to 937 and encodes 302 amino acids. Gene Ontology annotation, biological process: heme oxidation; phytochromobilin biosynthetic process. The transcript has 5 exons. Lineage: Eukaryota; Viridiplantae; Streptophyta; Magnoliopsida; Apiales; Apiaceae.
CGGUUUUUGUUGCAGAAACAGAGUGAACAUGUGGAGCUUUUCAUCUUCAACCUCCAACUUAUUACCAACCCUCACAUUCUUACCCAAACUCAACCAAACCUCGUACUCAAACCCAAGACUCCCCAAACCCCACUUCAUCUCAUGCUGUUCAGACCUCACCACUUCACCACCAUCCUUCACGGACCCACCGGGGCCCACCCUGCCCCCACCUGUUCUCAAGAAGAGGAGAAGAUACAGGAAACUAUACCCAGGUGAAAAAGAAGGCAUCACUGAAGAAAUGAGAUUUGUGGCUAUGAAGCUUCGAGAAAGUGCUAAGGCUAAGCCUAGGGUUAGGACUUAUCCUGGUAUUAGUGAAGUUGAGGAUAAGAGUGAGAGUGAGAGUGAAGGGAGUGGUGGAGAGGGGGAGGAGACGUGGCAGCCCACUGUGGAGGGGUUUGUUAAGUAUUUGGUUGAUAGUAAGCUUGUUUUCGAUUUUGUCGAAAGGAUUGUGGAUGAAUCUAGUCAUGUUUCUUAUGCCUACUUCAGAAAGACCGGAUUGGAACGAUCAGUUGCUCUUUCAAAAGAUCUAGAAUGGUUUAGUCAACAGGAUAUUGUGAUCCCUGAAGCAAGCAAUCCUGGAGUUGCAUAUGUGAAGUACUUGGAGGAACUUGCAGAGACGAGUCCCCCAUUGUUUCUUUGCCAUUUUUACAACAUAUACUUCUCACAUAUAGCUGGUGGUCAAGUUAUAGGAAAGCAGGUGUCUGAAAAGAUAUUAGAAUCAAAGCAGCUGGAGUUCUAUAACUGGGAGGGGGAGUCGGAAGAGUUGCUGAGAGGUGUACGGGAGAAACUCAACAUGCUAGGAGAGCACUGGUCUCGGGAUGAGAAAAACAAAUGCUUAAGAGAAGCAACGAAGGCCUUCCGUUACUUGGGACAGAUUAUUAGACUGAUCAUAUUAUAGAAUAAGAUCUCAACAUGGGAAACGCCUCCUGUUUACAAAGGUAAUGAAAUUCUACUCAGCACAUACUCAGCCCUUUGGCAUUAAUGGAGGUGGAAAUUAGCCACUGAGCAGUUCCUGGUAAUUGAUCAGUGCCAUGUGAUCAUCAACUUUUUCAGAAGACCCUGACCAGUGUCUUAAAUACAAAUAGUGGUAUCCAGAAGUAGAUCACUCAGAGCAACCAUCGUUCAAUUAAAACACCUCCGUCUCUGAAUUGUCUACUUGGAUUGAAGGUAGUAAGUUAUCUUUGUUGUCAUCAAGAUCUCGGGUGAGUGCUCACCGAUUAACUAUAUAAUUCUAAGAGAUUAGGAAUAGAUUAGCUAAUAUGUACAGCAUGCUAUAAAGUAUCACCAGUGAAGAUCCACAUUUAUUUA